AUGGCGGACAUGAGUGUGGAAGAAGAAGAAGUAGUUAACUCCAGAGGAGACGCAAAGAACGCAGAAAGCACUGAUGAGGAGAUACAUCUUAGGUUGGAUAUUGAAACGAAAAAUGGUAAGUGCAUGUGUGAUGAUUCAUUGAUUCAGCUGGGUAAUAAUUUAGAUCCACCACCCGCCCACUCGAACACGCGUCCUUAUGAUGCACAGGGGCGACCUACUUGGGUUAGUGAAAUAUUUUUAAAACUAUCAAUUAUCGAUAAAAAACUCUCAAAGAUAAAUGAAAUAAACGUAAAACUUGAAAGAGUUAUGCAGAAAGUUCACACAGUUGAAGCUGAGAUGGAUAAUCUAAAGAAAACAUCGGGGAAUAUGGGAAACGCAAAAGGUUCAUUGAGAAAAACGUCAGACGAGGUCAAAGGUCAAAUAUCUGAACUAGCAAAGGCACAGAAAACAAUGGAAGAUACCAUAACCGAUCUACAGUGUAGAAGCAUGCGAGACAAUUUAUUGUUCUUCGGCUUGGCCGAAUAUAGAGGGGACAGACGGGAGAAAUGUGCUGCUUUAAUAAGUGAUUUUUGUGAGACACAACUAGAUCUACCUCACAUUGGAGAAAACAUCGAGAGGGCGCACAGAAUAGGAAAGGUGGACCAGGAGAGAGACAAGCCAAGGCCUAUUGUGGUUAAAUUUAGCUCAUAUAGAAUAAGAGAAAAGGUGCGUGAAAAUGCCCCAAAAUUGGCAGGUACAAGAUUUAGCAUACAAGAACAGUUUCCAAAGAAAAUUCAAGAGGCGAGAAGCAAACUUUACCCAAUAAUGAAUGAGGCAAGACGAAACCAAAAAAGAGCAUCACUUAUCAGAGAUAAGCUGUAUAUAAAUGGAGAGGAAUAUAUCCCGGAAUCUGCUAACACAUAA
This is a messenger RNA of Saccostrea cuccullata (small rock oyster), 903 nucleotides long. RefSeq lists its product as uncharacterized. The transcript has a single exon. Gene Ontology annotation, molecular function: single-stranded RNA binding. The record is from RefSeq and is a predicted model, not a curated record. The coding region runs from base 1 to 903 and encodes 300 amino acids. Gene Ontology annotation, biological process: retrotransposition. Lineage: Eukaryota; Metazoa; Mollusca; Bivalvia; Ostreida; Ostreidae. Gene Ontology annotation, cellular component: ribonucleoprotein complex.